AGUUGAAAAGGUUCUUCUGUACUGUAUAGACUUGUUUUUUGUAACUCCGUAUUAUAUUAAAUUAUUUUAGUAUUUAUUUAGUUCCUUUUAUCAUUAUUAAGUGAUUAUAAAAUCUAAACACAUAAAGAAAAGCUUGUAACAGCAUAAGUUAAUGAUAAUUAUUUAUAAUAAUGUGCCUGUGAAUCAUAAAUUUAACAAAGUUAAGAUAACAAAGUGAUUUGUCAAAAAUGAGAUGAUAUGAGUUGAGUUCGCAAAGUGAAGCUGGAAAAGUUUUGAAAAUUCUAAAAGCAAGUGUUAAAAAAAAGGCAACUUUCGUUGGAUGCAAGUUAAAUUCUUAGGAUUGAUAAUUUAAAAAGAAAACAAUAAGAUGACAGUAAGCUACACAGGUCAAGUAGCAACUUGUCGUGGAUUUGGAUGCUUCCUAAAGCUGUUGAUGAGAUGGCGAGGAUCAAUCUACAAAUUAGUCUGGCUUGAUCUUACUUCGUUUCUUUUAGUCUAUUACACAUUAAAUCUUACGUAUCGUUUCGGUCUGAACGAUGAACAAAAAAAGACUUUUGAAGCAAUGGUUAAAUAUUGCGAUGAACAUUCCAAUUUAAUUCCUCUAUCCUUCGUGCUGGGUUUCUAUGUUUCUAUUGUCAUGACUCGUUGGUGGAAUCAAUAUACGAGUAUACCAUGGCCUGAUCCAAUUGCUGUUUUUGUUAGCGCUACUGUACAUGGCCAGGAUGAGAGAGGUCGCGUCAUGAGACGAACAAUUAUGCGCUAUGUAUGUUUAUGCAUUUCAAUGGUAUUAGGAAACUUGUCGCCGAAAGUAAAAAAGAGAUUUCCAACACUUAAUCAUUAUGUCGAAGCUGGUCUUUUAAAUGAUAAUGAACGAGAAAUUAUUGAGGAUUUGAAUAUGAAAUUUCCAAAGCAUUCGAAACACUGGCUACCAAUUGUUUGGGCAGCAAGUAUUAUAACAAGAGCUAGGAAAGAAGGAAGAAUUCGUGACGAUUUUGCAGUCAAAACAAUUAUUGACGAAUUAAAUAAGUUUCGUGGACAAUGUGGAGUUUUAAUUGCUUAUGACACUAUCAGUAUUCCGCUCGUUUAUACUCAAGUCGUUACGAUUGCCGUAUAUUCUUAUUUCCUUGUUGCACUUUUUGGACAACAAUGGACAGAAGGAAAAGGAGAAGAAAAUGGAUAUAAAAAUAGAAUUGAUCUCUACUUCCCAAUAUUUAGUCUUUUGCAAUUCUUUUUUUAUAUGGGAUGGCUGAAAGUCGCAGAGCAAUUGAUAAAUCCAUUCGGCGAUGAUGAUGAUGAUUUUGAAGUCAAUUGGAUGAUUGAUAGAAAUCUUCAAGUCAGCUAUUUAAUUGUUGAUGAAAUGCAUCAUGACCAUCCAGAACUUUUAAAAGAUCAAUAUUGGGAUUCCGUCCUUACAUCAGAUCUGCCUUAUACUGUUGCUUCUAUGGGUAAUCGAGAAGAACCACCGGUUGCGUCAACGGCCAACAUUGAAAUUAAGAAAGGAGGUGGAGAUAUUGUCACUGCUCCAUCAAUGGCUAAAUUGGAUGAUAUGGUCGGUAAAAAUACAACAGCAAUGAAUUAUGAAUUUCCAGAUAAUGAUAAUGACAGUGAUAAGGAUAAUGAGGACAAUGCUAGUGGUAUUCAUUUUACGGCAAGCGGUCGUAGACGUAAUGUAAGUGGAUCGGCGUCAAACACUUCUAUGCAUUCGUUGGCUGGAACAAUGAGUCGAGUAAAUACAGUUACAUCCUUAUUAAAACGUUUCUUGAGUAAAGAUGAUGGAAGUCGUCCUGGAAGUGCCACCAAUACUGAAAAAGGUCUCGGAACUUCUGCUAGUUCUGCAAGUAUUAAUGAAAGAAGACAUCCAACAGCAAUUGGUAGUAUGAAGAUAACAGAUCAAGUAAUUGAAGAAGUUGACGAACAAAUGACUAUAACAUCAAUGAGAAAUAACAAUAUAGAUUCCAGACCAACAGCACAAAGUAUAUUUUCGAAAGCAAGUGAUCCAAUUGAUGUACCUGGAUCGAUUCCGCCUCAAUAUGGACGAUUUUUUUCUGCUACUGUUCAUGAAAAUAAUCAAAACCUGUUUCCAAUAGGUGGAGUAGAUGAUUUGCUAAGUUCUUCAGCACCUACAAAAUUAGUGCCUACAAGUUCUCAUCAACCAAACACAUUAUCUGAAUUUGAUCCUAAAAAUUUUGAAUCACAAUUGAGUAGAAAGAGCGAAAGCAUGGAAGAACAUGACAGUACAGCAGUUGAUGACGAUUUUGAGAAACUUCGACAAGAGCGCGAGGCAGCAAGAAUGGCAAAACAAAAGGAAAAGCUAGCACGAAGUAUUUCAGCACAACAAGGAAUUGUAAAUCAAAUGGAGUUACAUGAAUUAAUUACUGAUGCUUUAAAUAACGUUCAAAAAUCAGAGAGUGGAGCUAGCAGUCCUACUCAUGAGGCAGCAUGAUCUUAAUUAUAUAGUAAAGGCUGAAACGGAAAGCCUUAGGUUGAUAACAUUAAAUAACUGAUAAUAAUUUCUCAAACACACAAUAUUAAUAAUUAGUCAAUUAAGUUAUUAUUAAGAAUAUACCCGAAAGACCCAAACAAUUAAAGUGUUCAUCUGGGUAAAAUCUUCUAGAUUAUGUCAGGUUUUGAGCACAAAUAAUGACAUAUUUGAUAUUGUAAAAAAUGCGGGAAAACUUCUUUAGAACAGAACUCGUCAAGUCAAAAAGCUUUUGACAAUACUCGGAACGAUUUCAAAUAAAGUUUGAUUGAAUAAACAUUUGAUUUAUUAUGUCAUUAAAAAAGACAUUUGAAUGAUCCUAGAAAAAGACAUUAAAUCAUUAUCAGUAUAUAAUAUACCUAUUUAUGUUAAAAUUUAAAGUCGCAACUUUAAUUUAUUACAAGAAAGCAUAAGAUAUGAGCCUUAACGUGAUAAAGAGAAACCGUAAAAAUUUAGUGUGAUAAUUGAACAAUAAAAUUGAAGAUAAUUAAGGCAACACUCGUGUAGAAUUUACAUUUUAAUAAUUAAAUUAAUACUGAAAUCUCUUGGAGAUGUAACACUUAUCAAUUUUAAUUAAUAAGUUUUAAAAUAAAUAUGGCAACAAAAAUUUGAUGUAAUUUAAGUGUUUAGAAUUUUCAACCGAUUUCAGUCACACAAAAAAGAUAAAUUGCUAAAUUGGCAAACAAAAAAAACCAUUUAAAUUCCAAACUAGUUUUAAUUUUAUUUUAAACCGUGUCUUGUUCUGUUUAAGAGAGUAUUUUGAUAUGAUCUGAUUGCAAAAACACAAAAGGGAAAAUCAGAGUUGCUUAUUAAUUAAAUGAUAAAUACAUCACUUUUUAUGAAUCUUAAAAUUUCUUAAAUAAAGAAAAAUAAAUUU
Chironomus riparius is the source of this 3356-nucleotide messenger RNA. Lineage: Eukaryota; Metazoa; Arthropoda; Insecta; Diptera; Chironomidae. The record is from the annotation of a GenBank genome assembly.